GAAGAGGGCAGGGUGGGGAGAGAGGGAGCUCCUGCUGAACUAGUCCAGAAAGUGUAGAAAAGGAGAUUUCAAGAUAUUGAAUCUUGAAGCAAUGUCUUUCCUUUGUUUGGGUAGCAGAUACCUAGCUAUCUUUCUUGUUUGUGCCUCAUUUGGCUAUACUUCUGCAGAGCUGGAGAUAAAAGUUAAUCCUCCUGAGGAUUUUGAGAUAAUUGAUCCUGGAUAUUUAGGUUUCUUGUAUUUGCGUUGGCAACCUCCAGUGUCCCUGGAAAACUUCAAACAAUGUACUGUAGAAUACGAAUUACAGUUCCGAAGCAUUGAUGGUGGAAGAUGGAAAACUGUCAUCACUAAGAAUCUGUAUUACAAAUAUGGGUUUGAUCUAAACAAAGGCAUUGAAGCCAAAAUCCAUACUCUUUUGCCAAAGCAAUGCACGAACGGAUCAGAAAUUCGAAGUUCAUGGUCAGAAGCUACAUACUGGAUGCCAGAGCAAGGAAAUGUGGACACUAAAAUUCAAGAUAUUGAUUGCGUGUAUUACAACUGGCAAAAUUUGUUCUGUUCUUGGAAACCAGGCAAAGGUAUACGUUUUGAUGCCAAUUACUAUCUGUUUUACUGGUAUGACGGUUUGAAUCAUGCAUUACAAUGUACUGAUUAUAUCAAGAAUAAUGGAAAAAAUGUUGGAUGCAAGUUUCCCCAACUUGAGUCAUCAGAAUAUAAAGAUUUCUAUGUCUGUGUUAAUGGAUCAUCAAACUCCAUGCCUAUCAGAUCCAGCUAUUUCAUUCUGCAACUUCAAAAUCUAGUGAAACCUAUACCACCAGACUAUCUUGACAUUGAUGUAUCAAAUGUGCUUGAAGUCAACCUGCAGUGGAAUGUACCAAGAGGACCCAUUCCAGCCAAGUGCUUCAUCUAUGAGGUCGAGCUCACUGAAGAUGAUACUCCUUGGAUUACCACCACGUUUGACAAUCAAUUGUACGUCAUUAGAACAUCAAAUGAAAGUCAUGAAUUAUGCUUUUCAGUAAGAAGCCGAGUGAACAUCUAUUGUGCAGAUGAUGGGAUUUGGAGUGAAUGGAGUAAUGAAGAAUGUUGGAGAAGUGACACAUGGGAAGAGACUUUGGUUUUUUUUGUGAUACCGUUUAUUCUUGUGUCAUUUUCUAUUUUGAUGACAACUUGUCUGCUUCUGUUUAAACAAAAAUAUUUACUGAAAAUGAUCUUUCGUAAGGAAAAGGAGGCUUUUCCUCACCGAACAUCACUCUGUUGACUUACCAACUUUCACUAAUGUGGUAAAGUGUUAAACAUAAGUGUCAUUAAACAUUUUUUUUUGCUUCAAA
Ochotona princeps (American pika) is the source of this 1322-nucleotide messenger RNA. RefSeq names its product interleukin 13 receptor subunit alpha 2 (gene IL13RA2). Gene Ontology annotation, biological process: cytokine-mediated signaling pathway. Gene Ontology annotation, molecular function: protein binding; cytokine receptor activity. The record is from RefSeq and is a predicted model, not a curated record. The transcript has 10 exons. Lineage: Eukaryota; Metazoa; Chordata; Mammalia; Lagomorpha; Ochotonidae. Gene Ontology annotation, cellular component: membrane; external side of plasma membrane. The coding region runs from base 92 to 1252 and encodes 386 amino acids.